ACUGACAGAGAAACCGAGCAAAACACUGAAGUGUUAAACUGCGCUGAGGAGACUUUACAAGGGCAUUUAAAAGUGUACUGACAGGCUGCAGUUUCUUGUAUUCGGACAUAGCUGAACUUACUAACAGACACAACGAUGAUGGAUCUUGAGAAUCAGUUUCUUGAAGAAGGAGCGCUGCCCUUGCCACAGGUGAUGGUGUCGAGGAGGAAGUCAGGCGUCUGGCGGGUGUGUGGGGUCCUGCUGGCUGUGGCCCUGUGUGCCGCCGCUGCUGUCUGCUUCACGCUCAACAAGUCUCAGAACAAUCAGGAAGGUGGAAAUGCACUGAGGCUCACAUUAAGAGAUCAUCUUUCAAAAGAAAAUGUCACUUCCAAGGUUGCCAUCCAUUUAACAGGUGCAUAUGACUCUGACGUGUGUAAGGACAACCUAGAUUGGAAACAGAACCAGGACCAGGCUUUUGUUUCAGGUGGCUUGGAAUUAGUGGACAGAGAGAUCAUCAUUCCUAACGACGGCAUUUACUUCGUCUACAGCCAGGUGUCUUUCCACAUCAGCUGCAAGCAUGACGUGACUGAGGACCAAGACGUCGUGCAUAUGAGCCACGCAGUGUUGCGCUACUCUGAGUCCUACGGCAGCUACAAGCCUCUUUUCAGCGCGAUCCGCUCCGCCUGCGUGCACGCGUCUGACUCUGAAGAUCUGUGGUACAACACCAUUUACCUCGGAGCGGCCUUCAACCUGCGAGCCAGAGACAGGCUGCGCACCGAAACCACCAAAGAACUCCUGCCCCGCGUCGAGAGCGAAAACGGAAAGACCUUCUUUGGGGUGUUUGCUUUAUGAUAAGCACUCUAAAAAAAAAAAACCAGGACACAUUGUACUGUACCUAUUUAUAUGAAGAAACUUUCCGUUUUUAUUUAUUUAUUUUUUUGCACUGCAUUGCGCCGUGUUUUAGACUUGUAUGUCAAAUUAAUGGAUAAUGUCCUGGCAGGAAAAAAAAACAGUACAUUUUCCUUUUUUUUUUUUUUUUUUUUUUUUUACGGUGUAGCACGACGUCAAGCAAAACUUGAAAAGUAAGGAAACAAUGGAAACCUGUGGUGAGGAAAGCAAUAUGCUGAACUUCCAAUGCAAUGAUAAGACUGAGAUGACCCCUACUCCAUGUUUUAUAUUAAAACAGGUCGAAAUCUGUAUUUUUAUGGCUCAGAUCCAGGGAUCCAGUUAUCAGUGGGGGAAAUCAUGGCCAUUUUCAGCUUGUUUCCAUGAAUCCUAAAUUAAAGCAAUUCAACUUUUUUAUAUUUAUUUAUUUACCUUUAUUUAACUAGGAAGUCUCAUAUUUAUAUACUUAAGAAAAAAAAACCAUGUAAAUUACAUUACAUGUUCAUUUUUAUGUUAAAUGAACGUGUAAUGCUAAUGUCAGUAUUGUGUAUUUAUGUGUAGCCUAUUUAUAUAACUAUUUAUUAAAAUAACGAGAAUAUGAAAAACUACUGCACUGGUUUUGUAAUGAAAUUCAAACAUGUAAUAAAUCUGACUGCCUCUAUGUAA
Molecule: messenger RNA, 1530 nt
Organism: Cyprinus carpio (common carp)
Lineage: Eukaryota; Metazoa; Chordata; Actinopteri; Cypriniformes; Cyprinidae
Product: tumor necrosis factor
Biological process (GO): immune response
Cellular component (GO): membrane
Molecular function (GO): tumor necrosis factor receptor binding
Source: RefSeq, a predicted model, not a curated record